This is a messenger RNA of Helicoverpa armigera (cotton bollworm), 1859 nucleotides long. RefSeq names its product histone-arginine methyltransferase METTL23. Gene Ontology annotation, cellular component: cytoplasm; nucleus. The record is from RefSeq and is a predicted model, not a curated record. The coding region runs from base 1 to 696 and encodes 231 amino acids. NCBI's taxonomy places the organism in Eukaryota, Metazoa, Arthropoda, Insecta, Lepidoptera, Noctuidae. The transcript has a single exon.
AUGAGCGAUGGUAGGUCUGUAAGUGGUCAGCUGAAGAAGUUUGUGUUUCGUGGCAAGUCAUCAAGCAAAGGCGACUCUCGAGGUGAAUAUUUGGAGAUAGUUAUACCAGAGCUUCUCACGGCAGGCUACUCGUUCUACACGUGGCCGUCGGCACCCUUAUUAGCCUGGUAUUUGUGGACACAAAGACGCCAUUUACGCGGACUCCGCGUACUCGAGCUGGGCUGCGGGACCGGCUUGCCAGGAAUCCUAGCCGCCAAGUGCGGCGCCCGUGUUACGCUCACCGACAGCGUUGCCUUGCCCAGGUCCCUGAGGCACCUGUCUGCGUGUUGUGAGGCCAAUGGUCUAGUUCCCAAUCGCGACGUAAAGAUCCUAGGACUCGCCUGGGGACUAUUCUUAUCAGAGGUUCAUUCACUGCGACCAGUAGAUCUGUUAUUAGCUUCAGAUUGUUUUUACGAGCCCUCUCAGUUUGAGGAGGUGUUAUCGACAGUCGCUUACCUGCUAGACGGCACUGACGCCCGCUUUUUAUGUUCUUACCAGGAACGCAGCGCGGACUGGUCCAUUGAGGCUCUGCUGAAGAAGUGGGGACUGAAGGGAGCUCUGCUGGACUUGGAUUCUCUGAGUGAGAGCUCAGGUGUGGACUACAGGUCACUAGUUGGCGACCGAUCUUUGCAUUUACUUGAAAUAGUUGCAGUUUAAGGUUAUGGCCAGCACAGCGAGAGCAGCUCGCCUGUACGUAGGCAAUCUGCCCUGGACUGUAGGUCAUCGACAGCUCAAAGAGUACUUUGCACAGUUUGGACCAAUACAGAGUGCUAGAGUAGUGUUUGACCGCUCUACAGGUCUCAGCAAGGGCUAUGGGUUCAUCGAGUUUGUGAGUCCCUCUGCUGCUGCCGAUGCUACUAACAAGCAAGUACACACUUUAGAAGGAUUGAACUUGACUGUUCAAGUCCAAAAUAAUUAGAUACACACUGCCAUAUUUAGUUAGCAUUUACAAUGGCUGAAGCACUUCCAGAUUUCCCUGACUCUGACUUUUCAGAUGAAGAGUUGUCUCCUUUAGAGAUAUCUUUUAACAAAGCAGCUGACCAUGUUAGGAAGUUAACAAGCUCAUUAGAUAACAACCAACUUUUAGAACUUUAUGGUCUGUACAAACAAGGAACUGAAGGCAAAUGCAAUGUUCCAAAGCCUGGCUGGCUGGACGGCAGGGGUCGCAGGAAGUGGGAGGCCUGGAGAUCUCUUGGUGACUUACCCAGUGAUGAGGCUAAACAAAAGUAUAUCACCUUAGUGCAGAAGUAUGCACCAGAACUGACAGAUCUUUCUACUGAAAAAGAAUUAGGUGUGAAGGAAACCUGGAUAGCAGUGUCUUCCAUGCGCAAAUCCCCAGAGCCUGAACUAAUACAUAAUGAACUGUCUAUAUUGGAUGCGGCGCGAGAGAACUGUGCCGAGCGCGUCACGCAACUACUUGCCGAGCAUCCUGAACUUCGUCAUGAGAAGGAUGACGAUGGUCUGACCGCGCUGCACUGGGCCACUGACCGCAAUGCCACAAAGGCUUUACAAGCAGCUUUAGAUGGAGGAUGCCCAGUAGAUGCAGCAGAUGAGUGUGGUCAGACUGCUUUACAUUAUGCUGCGUCCUGUGGCCACGUGGAGUCCACCAGGAUAUUACUCAAAGCUGGUGCUUCUCUGCUAAAAGAUGAGGACGACUGUACUCCAUUGGACUUGGCUGCUGAUGAUGAAAUAAGGAAAAUUCUGGAAGGUGCUACGUAGAUUAAGUAAUGUCUGUCAUCCAUUGGUAUGCCCGUACCAGUUUUAGUUAGAAUUAAUAUUGGGUUAUUGUAGUUAUUCAUAAUAAUAAACUUUGAAUAUUU